UGAAACUCAAAUACAUAGAAAUUUUCACAUGAAAGCAUCUCAUCGACUCUCAGAGAUGUUUAGGGAUGCCCGAAUUGCAGGUGAGCGCCCUUACUAGAUGGGCGAAAUCAUUUGGAACUCUUUGCUUGCACAUUGGAAUUCAGUAGAGUUUCGCAAGAAGAGUGCACAAGCCCAAAAGAACAGAGCAUCUGAAAAGGGUGGUGCCUUGCAUAAUGCCGGGUCAAUCACAAUUCACGAGCAUGCCAUUCGUAUGGCACAAGCUCUUGGACGGGCGGUCCAUGUUGACGAGGUCUUUGCACAGACCCAUGUUCGGAAGGGCACUAAUGAAUUCGUUGAUGAAAGAUCUCGCAAGACUCAUGUAAAUAGUAGUCCUAGAAUUAGUAAUCCACAUGAUUAUGUUAUUGUAUAUUGGCCCUGACAUUGUUUUUAA
Vigna radiata var. radiata (mung bean) is the source of this 430-nucleotide messenger RNA. RefSeq lists its product as uncharacterized. The record is from RefSeq and is a predicted model, not a curated record. Bases 98 to 418 code for a protein of 106 amino acids. The transcript has 2 exons. NCBI's taxonomy places the organism in Eukaryota, Viridiplantae, Streptophyta, Magnoliopsida, Fabales, Fabaceae.